UCAACCUGAAUCCCAUUCCAAUUUCACUCUGGAUCCACUCCCAGACUGGCUCUAAACCCACACCAGACCUGCUCCUGAUUCUCACAACACAUUCCGCAUCCACUCCAGGCUCACUCUGGAUCCACUCCUGGACUCGGUCUGAUUCCACUGCGGAUUCACUCUGGAAUCACUCUGAUUCCAGAUUUACUGUGGAUCAGCUCCCACAGUCAGAUUCACGUGGAUCCACUCCUGGAUUCGCUCUGAUUCCACCGCAGAUUUACUGUGGAUCCACUCCAGGUUCACUCCCAGAGUCGCUCCGCUUCCACUCCAGGCUCACUGUGGAUCCACUUCCAGACUCUGGCCGGAUCCGCUCCGCUCCCUCUCUGGGAGUCAGUCCGAUCCCAGGUGGAUCCAGGGCGGUCUUUGUGCGUGUCUGUGGUGGGACGGUCCGGGGGCUGCUGCGGGUCCCGCACUCCUCCCGCAGUCCUGAGCUGUCAGUCGGUGCCCGGGGCGGGAGGCCGUGCACAGACCGAUCCCAGCUGACAGGUGCACCGUGAGGGAUCUCCGCCCGCCUGAGGGAGCGGCUGUCCCGCAGCUGAAGCCGGUGGAAAGUUUUAUCCCGGGAGCGGGCUCCGCACCAUGAACCUCCUGCUCUUUGUCGUCUGCGCCGUGGGUGGCAGCCUUGCCCAGCAGCCCGAUCCUGCCCAUGGCUGUUCUCAGGGAAGCUGCUACCCAGCGACAGGAGACCUGCUGGUGGGUCGAGAGGACAAACUGACGGCGUCCUCAACCUGCGGCCUGCGAAGACGGCAGCCGUACUGCAUCGUCAGUCACCUACAGGACGAGAAGAAGUGUUUCAUCUGUGACUCCCGCAAACCGUACGAUCGACUACGUAACCCCAACAGCCACAGGGUGCAGAAUGUGAUCACGGCCUUUGCCCAGUACCGCAAGGAGGCGUGGUGGCAGUCAGAGAACGGCCUGGAGAUUGUCCAUCUCCAACUGGACCUGGAGGCCGAGUUCCACUUCACCCACCUCAUCAUGACCUUCAAGACCUUCCGCCCAGCGGCCAUGCUGAUUGAGAGGUCAGCAGACUUUGGCAGGACCUGGCAGGUCUACCGGUACUUCAGCCACGACUGUGCUGCGGACUUCCCCCACGUCCAGCGGGGCCCGCUGAGGAGGGUGGAUGAGGUCAUCUGUGAAUCACGUUACUCUGACAUCGAGCCCUCCACUGAGGGCGAGGUGAUCUACAGAGUGCUGGACCCUGCCAUCCCAAUUCAAGAUCCCUACAGUCCUCAGAUCCAGAAUUUGUUGAAGAUUACCAACUUGAGGGUGAACUUCACCAAGCUACGCACACUGGGAGAUAACCUGCUGGACUCGCGCCACGAAAUUAAGGAGAAGUAUUACUACGCCAUGUACGAGCUGGUGGUGCGAGGGAAUUGCUUCUGCUACGGACACGCCAGCGAGUGUGCACCCAUUGCUGGCGUCCGAGGGGACAUUGAAGGAAUGGUUCACGGGAGGUGUGUGUGCAAUCACAACACCAACGGGUUAAACUGUGAGAAGUGUGCCGACUUCUACAACGAGCUGCCCUGGAGACCGGCAGAAGGGCGGAACACCAACGCCUGCAAACGCUGUAACUGCAACAACCACUCCACGCGGUGUCACUUUGACAUGGCGGUGUACCUCGCCACGGGGAACGUGAGCGGAGGCGUGUGCGACGACUGUCUCCACAACACGAUGGGCAGGAACUGCGAGCUGUGCAAACCCUUCUACUACCAAGACCCAUCACGGGACAUCCGAGACCCCAGAGUCUGCAUCCCCUGUGACUGUGACCCGGAUGGCUCGCUGAGCGGAGGAAUGUGUGACAGCCGAGAGGACCUGACCCUGGGGACGGUGGCCGGUCAGUGUCGGUGCAAGGAGCACGUGGAGGGUCCUCGGUGUGACCGCUGCAAGGCCGGAUACUUCGGACUCAGUGCGGAAAACCAGCAGGGCUGCCAGCCCUGUUGGUGUGACCCCCUUGGAACGGUGACCAGCGCCCUGCCCUGUGACCCCGUCACCGGCGACUGCUUCUGCAAGAGGUUGGUGACCGGCCGCAGCUGUAACCAGUGCCUGGUGGAGCACUGGGCACUGAGCCACGAUCCCAGCGGCUGUCGAGGCUGUGACUGUGACCUGGGUGGAGCUCUGGACAACCAGUGCUCGAUGGAGACGGGUCAGUGUCGGUGUCGGAACCACAUGGUGGGCCGUCAGUGCGCGCAGGUCCUGUCCGGAUACUUCCUCCCGGCCCUCGAUCACCUCACCUACGAGGCAGAACUCGCCCAGUUCGGCUCGGGCGUGACUGCCGUCCCUCGGGAACGUUCUGGCUACGUCCUGUCACCUGGACCGGCUCUGGAUUCGCCAAGGUCACCGGAGCGCGGCGUGCUGGAAUUUCAGAUCAACGACAUCCCGUAUUCCAUGGAGUACGACUUGGUGAUCCGCUACGAGCCACAGUUUCCGGAGGAGUGGGAGAAGGUGUCCAUUUCCAUUGGCCGUCCAGGACCGAUCCCCACCAGCAGUCCGUGUGGGAACACCAUCCCUGCUGAUGACCUGCUCGUCACCAGCUUGCCGUCCGGCUUCAGGUACGUGCUGCUCCCUCAGCCAGUCUGCCUCGAACGUGCUGUCAGUUACACCAUCCGGCUCGACUUCAAGCGUUACCAGUCACGGGAGCGCGUGCCCGGCGCCAACGUUCUGGUGGACUCUAUUGUGCUGGUUCCUCGCUACUCCUCCCUGGAGAUGUUCAUCGCUGGAGACACUGCCUCCAUCAGAAGGAAGGAGACCUUCGAGCGGUAUCGUUGCCACGACAACGGCAUCAGUGCGGUCACCCCGAUGGUGACCGAAAUCUGUGCCCAGCUGAUCGGCAGCCUGUCAGCUGUGGUCCACAACGGCGCUCUGCCAUGCCAGUGCGAUCCGCAGGGCUCCCUGAGCUCGGAGUGCCAACACCACGGUGGGCAGUGUCGCUGCAAGCCCAACGUGAUCGGUCGCCGUUGCCAGCAGUGCGCUCCUGGGACCUUUGGCUUCAGCCCAGCAGGCUGCAGGGCCUGCAGCUGUCGACCAGAGGGAUCCCUCUCGGCGUUCUGUGAGCCGGUGAGCGGACAGUGCCCGUGCCGGGCCGGAGCCUUCGGCACCCAGUGCAGCCACUGCCAGCCGGGUCACUGGGGCUUCCCCCACUGCCGGCCCUGCCAGUGCAACGGGCACAGCGACCAGUGCGAGCAGCAGACCGGGGCCUGUCUCAACUGCCGCAGCCACACCGCCGGCACCCACUGCGAGCGGUGUACCGAUGGUUACUAUGGGAACCCAGUGCUGGGCUCCGGAGGGCAGUGCCGACCUUGUCCGUGUCCAGGAGCGCCCGGCAGCGGCCUGAACUUCGCCAGCUCCUGUCACCAGGACAGCAGGACAAGGCAGGUGCUAUGUAACUGCAAGCCAGGAUACACAGGUUCCCGAUGUGGGGAGUGUGCACCCGGUUACUACGGAAACCCCUUGUCACCAGGCGGCAGGUGUGUACCCUGCCAGUGUCACGGCAACAUUGACGUCAGCGACCCCCAGUCGUGUGACCGGGAGACGGGCCGGUGCAUGAGGUGCCUGUACAACACCGAGGGGUGGCACUGUGAGCGCUGCAGGCUCGGCUACCAUGGCAAUGCCCUGCAACGGAGCUGCAGAAAGUGUAUGUGCAAUCACCUGGGCACUGCCCGUAACCAGUGCCCGUCCAGGGAAGAGUGUGAGUGUGAUCGGAACACCGGGCAGUGCCCUUGUCUGCCCAACGUCAUUGGACAGAACUGCGACCAUUGCGCUCCCAACUACUGGAACCUCGACAGCGGCUCGGGCUGUGUGCCCUGCAGAUGUGCCGGCGCCAACUCUUUCUCUUCCACUUGUAACGAGGUCGGCGGUCAGUGCCAGUGUCGCCCUGGGUUUGGAGGCCAGACUUGCACAGAUUGCCAGGAGGAUUACUGGGGUGAUCCCAACGUGCAGUGUCGAGUGUGUGACUGUGACCAGCGGGGAAUACAGAGCAGCCAGUGUGACCGUGCCAGCGGGCACUGUGUGUGCCGCCAGGGAGUGUCCGGGGUGCGUUGUGACAAGUGUGCCCGGGGCUUCUCAGGGCAGUUCCCGGACUGCCACCCAUGCCACCAGUGUUUCGGGGAUUGGGACCGCGUUGUGCAGGACCUGGCAGUGCAGACCAGACUCCUGGUGGAGAGAGCGGGUGAGAUCCAACUCUCCGGGGUCGCUGGCCUGUAUGAGAAGAACUUCCGGGACCUGGAGGACAAGCUGCUGCAGGCCCAGAGGAUCGUCAACGCCCGCAACACAACUGCAGUGGCCGUGGCAGAGCUGAUGAACCUGAUAAACGACCUCCGGGACAAGAUCUCUGGGACCACAGACACCCUGAAUGGGCUCGAAGAUGUUCUCACUGCUGUUCAGAACCAGAACAGUGGUGCCAGUGUGGAGCUGAGUAACCUGGAGCGUGAAGUUCGUGCUCUCAACCUUUCUGCCAAGGACCUGGCCCGGCAGCUUGACGUCCUGAAGCACUCCAACUUCCUGGGUGCUUACGACAGUAUUCACAACUCUUACCAUCAGUCGUGGCAGGCGGAGAGGAGGGUAAAUGGCUCCACCGUGACCAUCCCCAGUAUCGUCAGCGAGUCGUCAGGCACCCGCCGCAGGACAGAGCUGUUGAUGAGGGCCAAGAAGGAUGACUUCAACCGGAAGAAUGCCGCCAACAGACGGGCUCUCAAUGACCUGACUGCCAAAGUGCAGACCCUCAACCUGAAGAACAUCAAUGAAAAGGUGUGUGGUGCUCCUGGAGAUCUGCCUUGUCUGGACAGCCCGUGUGGGGGUGCUGGUUGCUACGAAGAUGACGGCACCAGGCGCUGCGGCGGUCUCAACUGCUAUGGUGCAGUGGCAGUAGCGGACACUUCCCUUGGUCGAGCUCAACAUUCAGAACAGGAGAUUCAGAAAGCAAUGAACGAGGUGGAGGAGCUGUUCCAGAAGGUUGCUCUGGCUAAGGUGAAAGCAAACGAAGCAAAGCAGAAAGCUCAGGGGACCCUGGACAAAGCAAACAAUGCCAGGGAACGGAUGAAUCGCUCGAACAAAGAGCUGCGUGACCUCAUCGAUCAAAUCCGAGACUUCCUCACACAGGAGGGUGCAGAUCCCGACAGCAUCGAGAAGGUGGCCAGCCAAGUCCUCGAGCUCUCAAUCCCUGCCUCCCCUCAGCAGAUUCGCCACCUCGCAGAGGAGAUCAAAGACAAGGUCAACAGUUUGUCCAAUGUGGAUGACAUCUUGGAUCAGACAGCUGAUGAUGUGAGAAGAGCAGGUCAACUCCUUCAGGAUGCAAGAAGGGCAUGGAGCCGUGCAGAAAAUGUGAAGAACACGGCAGAGGCGGUGAAGCAAGCCCUAGAGGAGGCUGGCCGAGGUCAGGACGCUGCACAAACCGCGAUCAGACAAGCGAAGGGAGACAUCGAGGAGAGUGACCAGACACUGAACAGGAUACGGAAUGAAACAGCGAGUGCAGAGAGGGAGCUGAUGGAGGCGAUGGACCGGCUGAUGCAGCUGGACAACGGAAUCAAUGCACUCAAAAUGAAGCGAGCCAACAACGCCCUGGUGGCAUCCCGGGCAGAAGAGACAGCCGCAAUGGCACGGGAUAAAGCCAACGAGGCCAGACAGAUGUUGGACGGUCUACUCACAGACAAGUAUAAAACAGUGCACGGUCUGAUAGACCGGAAGAGUGGUACGGUCUUCAAUGCUAAACACAAGGCAGAGAGUCUUCGGGACGAAGCCAAGGAGCUCCUGAGAGAUGCACAAGACAAACUGGAGAGGCUGAAUGAUCUUGAGGUUCAAUAUGAAGCAAACGAGCAGGUGUUGGAAGGAAAGGCGCGGCAACUGGAUGGUCUAGAGGAGAAGAUGAAAGAAAUUUUGAAAGCCAUUAACCAACAGAUUCAAAUCUAUAACACCUGCCAAUAAAUGAAAAUAAGGGUGUGUGUAACCAGGCCUUUAGGGAAUCCACAGUAUCACAAGUGCCCAGUGUUUAGAUGCAAUGUUUAUUCUGCAGAUCAACAAUGCCACAUCACCUUCUGGCUUUCCUUAACUGCAUGUUUCCCGCACCACCCGUCCGCCCCUCCCCCCCCCCCCCCACCCCCAUCUCUGGGAUCCCAACUAACUUGAAAAUACAGGGAAAUCAAGGAGUUAUGGGCCAAACGCAGGCGUGGGACUAGCUUGGAUGGUCAUCUUGAUCGGCAUAGACCAGUUGGGCCAAAGAGUGUUGUAUGUUCCAUGCUGUAUGACUCUAUAACCAUAACCUACUUAGUUCAGUUGUAAAACAAUGGAUCAGCCCUGUUAAAAUCCAGCUUCAGUGACACGUGAUGUUACAUGCAACAUGUGAAUGAAUCAUUAAAGUCAAUUUUUAUUCAAAUCCAAUAAUCCAAAAUUUUU
Messenger RNA from Pristis pectinata (smalltooth sawfish), 6423 nucleotides. It is a transcript of the gene lamb2, whose product is annotated as laminin, beta 2 (laminin S). Gene Ontology annotation, molecular function: extracellular matrix structural constituent. The record is from RefSeq and is a predicted model, not a curated record. Gene Ontology annotation, biological process: basement membrane assembly; substrate adhesion-dependent cell spreading; cell migration. Gene Ontology annotation, cellular component: laminin trimer. NCBI's taxonomy places the organism in Eukaryota, Metazoa, Chordata, Chondrichthyes, Rhinopristiformes, Pristidae.